Molecule: messenger RNA, 4129 nt
Organism: Menidia menidia (Atlantic silverside)
Lineage: Eukaryota; Metazoa; Chordata; Actinopteri; Atheriniformes; Atherinopsidae
Source: the annotation of a GenBank genome assembly
GCGCUUAUGAUGCGCUGAGUGGUUGUCCGCUGCUCUGCUUUUCCACCCAACUAUUUACUGUAUCACUUCGGUUUGGGCAGCUAGCUGUACCCUGUCCGCUAACGGGAAAACCCAGUGACGGUUCGGUUUGCGGCGGCGUCACCGUGGAGCCCUGGAUUCCGGCUGUUGGAGCGGUUAACGGUGGAAGUGGCUCUCUCAGAUGAGCUCCGAUGUAGCGGAAGGAGUCACGCACCCUCUACCUCCGUUUCUCUGUGCCUCGCUGAAGGACCUCAGAUGACAGAUAGUCACAAAAGGAGAAACCCCUUCCUCACCCCAGAUCCCCCCCUUCCUUCGGAUUCCUGACGGAGACCUAGGUCGGCCACAGCGUUAUCAUCUCAGCUCAGCUUUCAGCUCAUCUCCAGCAGCAGGGCAGUUGCCUCACAGAGUUAAACACCUCCACUUGGACCAGUGGAGGUGUUGUGGGGCGCAUUUAUUUUUUAAGAUUAUUGAUAAAUACAAUUUUUUUUUUUCCUGGCUGGUUUGAGUCCGGUUCUGCCGGCUGUUAGAAUUUUUAAAACUGGGGCGCGAUUCAUGGGAUGCAACCAUGUCGGAUCUUAGUGAGCGCAGGCCAGUCAACACGGACUACGCUGUCUCCCUGCUGGAGCAGCUCAAGUUCUUUUACGAACAAAAAUUACUGACUGAUGUGGUGCUGCUGGUGGAGGACACAGAGUUCCCCUGUCACAAGAUGGUCCUGGCCACGUGUAGCUCCUAUUUCAGGGCGAUGUUCAUGAGUGGCCUGAGCGAGAGCAAGCAGACCCACGUCCACCUGAGGAACGUGGACCCGGACACGCUGCAGAUCAUCAUCACCUACGCCUACACGGGAAACCUGGCCAUCAGCGACAGCACGGUGGAGCCGCUCUACGAGACCGCCUGCUUCUUACAGGUGGAGGACGUCUUGCUGCAGUGCAGGGACUACCUGGUGAAGAAGAUCAACGCUGAGAACUGCGUCCGCAUGCUGAGCAUCGGCGACCUUUUUAGCUGUAGCGAGUUAAAGCAGAGUGCCAAGCGGAUGGUGGAGCACAAGUUCCCCAUGGUGUACCGACAGGACGCCUUCCUGCAGCUGUCCCACGAGCUGCUGAUAGACGUCCUGAGCAGCGACAACCUCAACGUGGAGAAGGAGGAGACGGUGCGGGAGGCGGCCAUGCUGUGGCUGGAAUACAACAUGGAGGCGCGCUCGCAGCACCUGUCGUCCGUGCUGAGCCAGAUCCGCAUCGACGCGCUGUCCGAGGUGACGCAGCGCGCCUGGUUCCAGGGCCUGCCCCCCAACGACAAGUCCGUGGUGGUGCAGGGCCUCUACAAGUCCAUGCCCAAGUUCUUCAAGCCUCGGCUGGGGAUGACCAAGGAGGAGAUGCUCAUCUUCAUGGAGGCCAUGUCGGAGACGCACGGGGAGAGUUACGUCAUGGCGACGUCCGUGCCGACCACCAUUGUGUGUUACAGCCCCCAGGCCGAGAAGGUCUACAAGCUCUGCAACCCCCCAGGUGACCUGCAGAAGGUGGGCACCCUCGUUACUCCAGACAACGACGUCUUUAUAGCCGGCGGACAGAUCCCGCUCAAGAAUUCCAUCACCAACCACGGGAAGAGCGGCAAGCUCCAGGCGGUGUUCCGCUCGGUGGAUAGCUUUUUCUGGUUCGACGCCCAGCAGAACGCGUGGGUGCCCAAAACCCCCAUGCUGUGCGCCCGAAUCAAACCCUCGCUGGUCUACUGCGAGGGCUACAUCUAUGCAAUCGGCGGCGACAACGUCGGGGGCGAGCUGAACAAGCGCACGGUGGAGCGCUACAACUGCGAGAAAGACGAGUGGAGCAUGAUGAGCCCGCUGCCCUUCGCCUGGAACUGGAGCACGUCGGUGGUGGCCCACAACUGCAUCUACGUGAUGACGCACGACCUGAUGUACUGCUACUUCCCCCGGGCCGACACCUGGGUGGAGAUGGCCAUGCGCAAGACCAGCCGCUGCUUUGCCUCGGCGGCGGCCUUCGGGGACCUGAUCUUCUACAUCGGCGGCCUCCACGUGGUCAGCAACUCGGGCAUCCGCAUGCCGACCAGCACCAUCGACGGCUCCUCCGUCACCGUGGAGAUCUACGACGUCAACAAGAACGAGUGGCGCCUGGCCGCCAACAUCCCCGCCAAGCGCUACUCGGACCCGUGCGUGCGGGCCGUGGUGCUGCUCAACUCGCUGUGCAUCUUCAUGCGCGAGACUCACAUGAACGAGCGCGCCAAGUACGCCAUCUACCAGUACGACGGCGAGCUGGACCGCUGGUACCUGCGGCAGCCCGUGUCCGAGCGCGUGCUCUGGGACCUGGGCAAAGACUUCCGCUGUGCGGUGGGGAAACUCUACCCCUCCUGUUUAGAGGAGUCUCCAUGGAAACCCCCCACCUAUCUGUUUUCCCCUGACGGAGCGGAGGAGUUCGAGGUGGACGGCGAGCUGGUGACGCUGCCUCACGUAUAGCUGUCGGCCCCGCCUUCCUUGACCUCCUGGAGUCUGUAGCACUGAGGGACGAGCGUGAGAGGGGGGUGGGCCUCGGAUCUCUGCAAAAUUAAAAGGGUUUGAUAACUGUUUUGUGGCGGGGUCUCUGGACUCAGAGAAAUCUGACUAUUUCUGUUUUUUGUUGUUUGUUUGUUUUUUUUUGUCAGAUAUCAUGUCUGUCAUACUGUUUCUACAAUGUGAUAUUCUAAACAACUAAUUUCAAGAUGGGAGGAUGAUGACGAUGAUGCACUUAACUGGUACCAAAAUCCCAUCUGGCCCCUUUUGGACUCGGCUUCCCUCUCCACUAUUUCCCUCCUCGUAUUAAUGAUGAAGAAAUGCUCCAAAAAUUCCACCCUGACAACCUCAAACAUUUCAUAUCUGCACACGUUACUGCUUUAUUGUUAAAGAUCCUCACACUGGAUUGAUACCUUUCUAAGACGUUGUGGAUGAUAUUGAUGCGCCUGUCUUUAAAUUAUAAACACAAAUAAAACUAUGUAAACUUUGAGCUCAGCGCCAUUUUGCCUCAAAAUGGUCGAUUCUGAGGUUUUAAGCCCAGUUUUUCACAGUAAAAGCAACUGAAAAGCCACAAGACGUCAAUUUUAAAGAGGCUGAAAAACUCUGAAAUUAGAGCAGCCCAUUCGUAUUUUGAGUGUCCGGUCUUUCCAUUUCAGAUUAUGUUUUUUUGCCCUCUGUGUUUUACGGUGUGAACGCUUUUCAAGGUUCUGGUAAAUCGAGAUCUUGUGGUAAAACAUUUAAGACUUUUUGGUAGUUUCUAAAGUCGAUAAAUUUUCAAAAAGGGAAAAAGAAGUUCCCAAAGUUCAAAGAAACUUCUUCAAAUGUAUUUUUCUUUUUUCUUUUUUUAAGUUAGUAAUGAAGAAGCACGUCUUUCCUUUGGGAGUCACAAAAAACGGGAUGCUGUUCCUCUUAAGGCCUUUCAGAUGGACGGAGGCGUGGAGGUGUAGAGAGAGGGUGACUGCAGGUCCAGACACCCGUCGGCUCGCUUCCAUUCGCUGCCCCCCCGCCCCGGCCGCCUGCCGGUCACAUCUGCUGUGCACAGGUCUUCCACACGCAGCAGCUCAUGCCUCGCUCUGUCCGUCGUCACAUGACCACGACGCUCCGCUUUUCUUUCCACUCGCAGUACAAACCGGUUCUGGGCUCAUUUAAUUUGUAAGCUGCUGAAAUACAUAUAUAAAUAUAAGUAUAGAAAUGAUUAAAUAUAUAUUUUUCAUAUAUUGUUCAUAUGUUCAAAGACAGCUGUUCUAAUGUGUGUGGGGUGGGGUGAGGGGGGGACAGCUCUAUUUUGUAUUGGUGUUUUUUUUUUCUCUUUUUUUUUUUUAAAUAUCCGAUGUUACUGUAGCGUGAUAGUUGGUAAGUCUCCUUUUUCCUAUCGGAUUCAAUCUGAGUGAAUAUUAAGGAAAUCUUGCUGCUGAUCAGUCGUGAUAAGACGGGCUGGCCCAGAGCUGUUGCUAUGGAAAUCAUCCCGGCAACCACUACCAUCAGUGGAGAGGAUUGGGGGGGGGGGGGUUCUUCUUUUUUACCUUUAAAGACAUGAGCACAGGUGCUUCAUGACAAACCUUACUAGCAUGUUUGGCUGCAUCAUUUUCCUUUGGCACUGUAUUUUGAAUGAAC